AUGCAGCAAGCAAUCCCCGCUGGUUCACGUGCCGGCUUACGUGACAUAUCAUUGCCGUCAAACGACGUCGCCGUGGAUCCCGCGAACAAGGUGGCGAGAAUGGUUUCAGAGAACGCAGUGAUCAUAAUAGCAAGACGUGGCUGCUGCAUGUGCCACGUCAUCAAACGCUUGCUUCAAUCUCUUGGCGUCAAUCCUACGGUUUAUGACCUUCACGACGAUCACGAAGCCGCCGCAGUGGCCGGCGAGCUCUCAAUGAAGGAUGCUGCCUGUAGCAGCAAUGGCGGCACGGUGCAGUUUCCGGCGAUGUUUGUGGGCGGCAAGUUGCUCGGAGGAUUGGAGAGAGUGAUGGCCACUCAUAUCUCGGGUGAAUUGGCUCCUAUGUUGAAAGAUGCUGGUGCGCUUUGGCUCUAA
Prosopis cineraria is the source of this 411-nucleotide messenger RNA. Its product is annotated as glutaredoxin-C9-like. Lineage: Eukaryota; Viridiplantae; Streptophyta; Magnoliopsida; Fabales; Fabaceae. The transcript has a single exon. The record is from RefSeq and is a predicted model, not a curated record. The coding region runs from base 1 to 411 and encodes 136 amino acids.